AUGUCUCAGGCAGACACUCCAGAUUCCACAGAAACCUCCGAAAACCCAAACACUAUUCACCAAACCCUAACCAACAGUGAAAACCUAACCAUUCUCACCCCAAAAAAACUUUCCCUUCACCAAAACAACAAAGCCUCCUCCAAAUCUUCACCGGCAAUAACCAUUCCAAAAACUACUCCUAUAGACAAAACUCAACACAUCCAACAACCUUUACCUAAUCAGAAUAGCACCCCACCCAUCCAAAUACCUUUGCCCAAACCAGCCCCUGAAACAUCUACUCCUAACCUGGCAGAGAGGUUACGGCACUUCGCCGAUAAAUCCCUUCGGCGAUUAGCUCCAGUUACCUUCUCUGAAAAAGGAACUCCUCGUGUGCUUAUCACUGAUGAUGUCUUUGAGGAAGGAGCUGAGCUUCACAAGGAUUUCAUUGUCUGCUACUUUAACGGCAGAGCCCCACCCUACAGCCAAAUUCAAAGCGUGCUCAACCACAUGUGGGGAAAAGGCAAAAAACUAGAGAUCCACAACAACCCGUUGACUAGGUCCCUAAUAGUCAUGAUCCCUAGCGAGUACCUGAGAACAAAAAUUCUGGAGAAAGGGGCCUGGUAUGUUGGUGACUCAAUGUUCCACACGGCAAAAUGGACCGCUGGUCAUUCAAAGGAAAGCUCCUCCUCAGCUACGAUUCAACUUUGGGCUCACCUGACUGGUGUUCCGCUAGACCUGCGCCAUCAAAAAUGA
Molecule: messenger RNA, 732 nt
Organism: Microthlaspi erraticum
Lineage: Eukaryota; Viridiplantae; Streptophyta; Magnoliopsida; Brassicales; Brassicaceae
Source: the annotation of a GenBank genome assembly